Dendrobium catenatum is the source of this 1836-nucleotide messenger RNA. RefSeq names its product transcription factor TCP24. NCBI's taxonomy places the organism in Eukaryota, Viridiplantae, Streptophyta, Magnoliopsida, Asparagales, Orchidaceae. Gene Ontology annotation, cellular component: nucleus. The transcript has 2 exons. The coding region runs from base 386 to 1213 and encodes 275 amino acids. The record is from RefSeq and is a predicted model, not a curated record. Gene Ontology annotation, molecular function: DNA-binding transcription factor activity; sequence-specific DNA binding.
GCAAAGAAAAAUAUGGAGUGUGCUGUACAAUUGGUAGGAAUUGAUGUCCACCACAUGUUUGCAAAUUAUGCACACAACCUUUCUCUUUUAGGGUUUCUGAAGAUGAAGAAUCUUUUCCUUUCAAAAAGAAGAUAUAUAGCGUUUUGCUGAGAUUGAAUCUCAGCUGCCGGCAUCAAAUCUUGAGGCUUCUCUGAAGAAGCGAUCGAUAUGGUUGAAUUUUUUAGUAAGAUUUCUUCAUCCUUAUUUGCCUGCUCUUGGCAUGCGCAUGAGUACAAAAGUUGAUAGAUAGGCAACAGUAUAAUUCAAUCUCAGCUUUAGUAUGGACAUCAUUAAUUUCCAACAAAUUAUUCUCAGUGAUGAGGAGGAUUAGAUCAGUGCUCUUAAAAUGAUAAAAGAUACAGAAGAAAAGGAACGGUUUCCAUUUACUAAUCCAGAAGGUAAUACAGAAAUUAUCAACAACAGAACUACAACUGGCUCGAACAGCAGGCUAUGGUCCAGUCUUAAAGAUUCAAGAAUUGUAAGAGUUUCAAAAGCAUUCGGGGGAAAAGAUAGACAUAGCAAAGUAUGCACCGUAAGAGGUUUAAGAGAUCGUCGUGUAAGGCUUUCAGUUCCUACAGCUAUUCAACUAUACGAUCUCCAAGAUAGACUUGGUCUCAACCAACCCAGCAAAGUUGUAGAUUGGUUAUUGAACGCUGCUCAACAUGAAAUCAACAAGCUUCCUCCACUCGAAUAUCCUUUCGAAAAUUUCAUUCAGCCUCAUCAAUCUUCAGAUCAAGCUUCAAAAGCAAAGAGUACUUAUAACCCUGAUCAGUCUUUUGAUGUUGAAGAACACAACCUAGGAGUAGAAAGUCCAGCAUUAAUGUUUCAAGAUGUUGGUAUCUAUAACGCUCAAUCUUCAUUUCAUCAAGAUCAUAAUCUGCUGUCCAAUAAUUCAAGAGGAGGAGGAGGAGACCAAGCUUUGGGUUUGAUUAGUAAUAUUGGAAGCUUUCCUUACGCUUCUUUCUACCACUGGGAUCAAUCAAACAGAAGUUACUUAUCACAGUUCGAAAUCGUUUCAUCUCAAGUGGAUGUAGCUCCUGCAUCAGUGAUUUCUUCUUAUACGACUAGUACUGUUCCCUGUGAGUUAGAAGGAAUCUCAGCUCAGCAAAAUCUUCCUAACAACAGUGAUACGAUAUUCAGGAACUCUUUUUCUCUCAGCUACUCCAAUAGCUAGACCAUUUUAACUAGCCUGUGAGCUUCAGUUUCUGAAAAAUAUAUGGUGUUUCCAAUUUAGCGCGUUAUUAAGAUCAUAAUAACAUUUUGGAGAAGAUUUGAUAUUUGUUGCUGCACAUGGGCCGACUUAUAGAUAUACAAAAUAUAUUAAACUCCUGCUUAGUUUAUACAAAGCAUGCAAGUGAAUGCAAAGUGGAUGCUUAUAGAGAAGUGCGCAUUCUUGAAUGGACAUUGUCUAGCUUUGCCGGUCUAGUUGGUAUCUAUUUCAACGCGAAAACUAUUGUGUUCCCCGACUCAGCCUAAAAGAAAUAUUUGCCAUUUGUGAUUCAUUCAGCAAGCUGUCUUUUUUUUUUCUUUUUUUUUUCGGGAGGAUGGCAGCUACAAAUACUGAUUAAGCAAGAAGCGGCGUUGCUGCGAAGAAUUGAAUCAGGUGGCUUAUAGAUCUAUAGUGCCAUAUUCUGCAAUAAAUGCUUUAUUGCUUAUUUGCUUUUCCAGUACUGAUGGAACAGUUUUUAGUUCCUUUGUUUUUUGAAUCUUCUGUGCAAGGGUUUUUAUAUAGGAAAAUGAUAUGCUAUCAUAUACAAAUUAGUUUGCAUUUAAUAAAAGUGUUUUUAUAUAGGAAAA